This is a messenger RNA of Carya illinoinensis, 821 nucleotides long. RefSeq lists its product as uncharacterized. Lineage: Eukaryota; Viridiplantae; Streptophyta; Magnoliopsida; Fagales; Juglandaceae. The coding region runs from base 193 to 648 and encodes 151 amino acids. The record is from RefSeq and is a predicted model, not a curated record. The transcript has a single exon.
UAUAUCAUAACGAAGCCACCCCGCCAUCUUAUUAAUUUUCUUCACAGAUCAUAACUUCUAAUUACCUCCAUCGAUCCUAUUAUAUAAACACGGCCAUUUUCCCCUUGUUAACUCCUACUCAUUUUCAGUUUUCUUUCCUCCUCCAUCGAUCCUAGAAAGAGACAAAAAGUGUUCAAAUUACAACCCUGCAACAUGGGUAACAACACGGCUGGCAAAGAGUCAAAACUCAGCAAGUACAUCAAGACGCCCAUUAGAAUCCUCGCCAAGAUCAGAGACUUCUAUAUCAAAGGCAUGACAGAAUGCUCCGGUCGCUUUGACUACGGCACGGGCACAGCCUUGGGCUGCCCCACGACCCAUAUAUCCACUCUGCCUAAGAGCUUCAGCACCAGCUCCGCCAGAUCGAGCAACAACAAUGAAGAUUUCCAGGACCUUGUGAGGGUUGCUUCUACUAGAAGCCUUGGCAAUAAGGUUCAGCAGCAGGCCGUCGUUGCCAAGUCUCCAACUACCACUGCACCUGAUAAUAUGCCUCGGAGCCGCAGCGUUGGUUUUGGGAGGAUCGAUGAAGACAAGCCCUGUGAAUUUGAAGAAGUUAUAAAGCUCGACGCAAAGGUUUAUCCAAGAAGCAGAAGCUAUGCUGUCUCUAGUUGAAGUAGGAAACAUAAUUUUUAAGCCGAUAUAUGGUAUGAGGAAAGAUGAUUGAAGAUCAAAGGGUGUGUUAGGCAUGUAUUACCAUAGGCAUGUUUUAAGGUCAAGAAGCAGAAGCUACGCUGUCUCUUUGGAUCAUUUAAAUUUUAGUAUACCGUUCCUUUUGUUCUUGUUAA